Messenger RNA from Acanthocheilonema viteae, 1053 nucleotides. The record is from the annotation of a GenBank genome assembly. NCBI's taxonomy places the organism in Eukaryota, Metazoa, Nematoda, Chromadorea, Rhabditida, Onchocercidae.
AUGUAUCUAUUAUCUCAUCAUUUAUUCCUUCCUUUCUUUGCUCAUUACCUAUCGCUACGAGUGAAAAAGGCUAAUGGUCAGCAACAACAGCGGAUACAGCUAAGUGAUACAUCAGUUGACGAAUGGCGUGGAUAUUUCAGAAAAGAACAUUCUUUAGCUAAACCAUAUCAAGGUAACGGAAUGAGUAUUCCAUAUUGGGAUAUACAAGGUACAACCAUCGUUACUGCACAGCAUGUUCGUUUAACGGCAGAUAUUCAAAGCGCACAAGGCGGAAUUUGGAAUAAUGUGCCGGUGAAUGCUCGAGAUUGGGAAUUACAUGUGAAUUUUGCAAUCCAUGGUUCCACUGGUGAUUUGUUUGGUGAUGGAGCAGCUAUAUGGUAUGUGCAAGAUCCUGGCCAAGCGGGACCUAUAUUUGGAUCAAAAAAUUAUUUCCGUGGUUUAGGAAUUUUCCUAGAUACUUACAGUAAUCAUAAUGGACCACAUGGGCAUGGUCAUCCAUAUAUCUCAGCAAUGGUUAAUAACGGUUCGCUGUUUUAUGAUCAUGACAUGGAUGGCACACAUACACAACUGGGUGGUGAACAUACAGGUUGUGAAGCGAAAUUCCGGAAUAAGCAACAUCAGACGCAAUUAUUGAUCCGAUAUGUUGGCGAUGUGCUAUCGAUCUAUACUGAUAUUUUGGGCACUGGCCAAUGGAAAGAAUGCAUGAGUGUUGACGGCGUCCAAUUACCUACGGGAUAUUACUUCGGUAUCACAGCUGCUACAGGCGAUUUGUCCGAUUAUCAUGAUAUCAUAUCAGUACGAAUGUUCGAACAAGAGUUUGCACAUGUGCAGGAUGGUACUGGUGUUACCGUCGAUCCUCGGCAGCGCGAACCGUAUGCACAAAAUGUUGCAGCACCACGUGACCAUAUAGAUCAACCACCAGCCUCAAAAUUAGGAUGGAUUGGUACUACAGUAUUAGUAAUAUUAGGUGGUGCUUUAUGCGUGUUAGUUUUAUGGUUUGGUGUUAUUUUCGUCAAUCAUCGGCAGCAAAUGUCGAAGAAACGAUUCUACUGA